AUGGCUUCCCCAAGCCUCUCCCCGAGCCCGAAGGAGGGACUCGAACUCCGCGACGACAUCUCCCUUGGCGGCGUUGAAGUCGGAGAAGGGAGUUCGGAGAAACUGAGUUCGUCCACAGUCAACCGCAUGCUGACAGAAUUCUUCGUGUACUUCCUCCGUGGCAUCGUACUCUUCUUCCCCGUCUACCUGACGGGCUACCUGGGCCUGAGCGUCAGCUGGCUGCUGCUGUGCAUGCUCAUGAUCACCUGGUGGAAGAAGAACCGACAGUGGAAGGACUCUCGGAUCGGAACAGCCAUCGACUUUGUGGACAACGAGACGCAAGUGGUGAACACGGAGCUUAAGAACUCCUUGCAGAUGGCAUCAUGGGUCCAAUUCAAUGACGUGGAGAAAGUGGAAUGGGUUAACAAGGUGUUGGACCAGGCGUGGCCUUUCUUUGGGAUGUUCAUGGAAAAGCUUCUCCGGGGAAACAUCCAGACAGCCGUCAGGCAGUCCAACUCUGAGCUCAAGACGUUCACUUUCACUAAGAUCCACUUUGGACACAUACCACUCAGGAUCGUCGGAAUAAAAGCGUACACUCAUGAGGUGGACCACAGGGAGGUGAUUCUGGACAUGACAAUCAAUUAUGAAGGCGACGUGGACAUUGAUGCGGAAAUCAAAUCAGCCAUCACAGCUGGUGUCAAAGGACUGAAACUACGGGGGAUGAUCCGGGUGAUUCUACAACCUCUCAUUGGUCAAGUGCCACUCGUUGGAGGAGUCACCUUUUUUUUCAUACGUCGCCCGACCCUUGAAAUCAACUGGACUGGCAUGACCAACAUUUUAGACAGCCCGGCCUUCAGUUCACUGUCCGAGGACACCAUAAUGGACAUCAUCGCCUCCCUCAUGGUGUUACCCAACCGCAUGUGCUUUCCACUUAUCGACCAAGUCAAAGUGGACCAGAUGAGAUUUCCGCUGCCCCGUGGAGUGGUGAGAGUAUACUUAGUGGAAGCUCGAGACCUUUUGGCGAAGGAUACCUACAUGCUGGGGAUGGUGAAGGGCAAGUCGGACCCUUACGCCACACUCUGCGUUGGGGACCGCAAAGUCAAGAGCAAAACAAUCAAAGAGAAUUUGAGCCCCACUUGGGCUGAAGUAUAUGAGUUCGUUGUCCAUGAGGCACCAGGACAAGAGCUGGAAGUGGAGAUUUAUGAUGAAGAUGCAGACAAAGACGACUUCAUUGGAAGGUACCAUCUGGAUUUGGGAGACGUGAAGAAGGAGAAACAAAUAGAUAAGUGGUUUCCUCUGGAUGAUGUCGACCAUGGAGAAGUUCAUCUGAAGCUUCACUGGCUUUCGCUACAAAGUGACUCCACUCUGCUGAAAGAGUCUUCCGAGGGCUAUGCCUGCGCCAUGCUCGCGGUGUAUCUGGACAACGCCUCCAACCUUCCUAAAGAUCUAAGUGAGAUUGAGCAGCAUCAAAAAAAGAAGCAUGGGCGAGAAGGUCGGCUCACUAGGAAGUCUGCAGGUCCAAGCUCCUUUGUGGAAUUUUCCAUCAAUGACAAUGUGCAGAAAAGCAAGGUUGCGUUUUCAACCAAAAACCCCGUGUGGGAGGAGGGUUUCACUUUCUUCGUGCAUGACGUCAAAACACAGCAGCUCUUUAUCCAGGUGAAAGAAAACGAGAAGAAGACGCAGCUAGGGGUUCUGCGCUUACCCCUCAGUCGCUUCAUCAACGUCUCCAACAUGACGCUGGACCAGCGCUUCAUGCUUGAUCAGUCAGGAGCGAACAGCCAGCUUAAACUCAAGGCUACGCUUCGGAUUCUUACUCUGGAACAGCCACCUCCCAAAAUCAUCGUUACCCCUCAAGUGGAGCAACAAAUACCGCAGAACAAAGCGAACACUGUCUCUUCACCCGCCGUUCCUUAUGACACGAGUCCAGCCGGUCAAGCCUCGCCCGCAGUCAGUCCGGGCAAUCCCCGGAAGUUCCCACCUGAAGACUUCUCAACACACCGGCGUGGUUCUUAUCUGGCGUCGGAGGCCUUGAGGCAGUCCCCGGCUACCAUGAGCAUGAGACGUUACGACUCCCACAGCCUCCUGUCAGAAAAUACUCUGGCGUCGUCGCGCUUAGAUCUGGCUGAUGGAGCAUCGUAUCCAGAGGUCCUGCGCAAACAUCGUGGUUCUUUAGGGGAGAUUAACCUGACAGUGCGCUACGCCACCCUGAGGAAGAAACUCGUCAUUAUGGUCAACUCCUGCAGGGACAUCUUUCCCUGCAGUGAAAAUGGAACUGACUCUUAUGUGCGGCUGUACUUGCUGCCCGACCAAACGUGGCGACACCGCAAGAGAACGCAUGUAAAGAAAAGGACCGUCCAUCCCGUCUUUGACGAGAAGUUUGAGUUUGACGUAUCCCUUGAAGAGGCUCUAACCCGCACAUUGGACGUUUCAGUAAAAAACAAUAAAAUGUUCCACAUGCGGGAAAGGAAGGAUAUUGGAAUGGUGCUGGUUAGUCUUGCCCAAUUGGAUCUAGUGAAAGGUGUCAAAGACUGGUAUAAACUUUCGUUGCAAGGCCUGAAGCGGGACAGCAGAGGGGAACUUUAA
Molecule: messenger RNA, 2562 nt
Organism: Nerophis lumbriciformis (worm pipefish)
Lineage: Eukaryota; Metazoa; Chordata; Actinopteri; Syngnathiformes; Syngnathidae
Source: RefSeq, a predicted model, not a curated record